CCACCUUUCCCCUCACAUUUCUCCUUCUUCUGUCCAUAGUAGACAUUACCCCCUCUCUCUCAGUCUUCAUCCAAACAUCUCGAUCAUAUCCAUUGUUAUCAUGUUUACCGCUAGAUCAGCUUUCUCGGCCAUUGGAAGACGUGCCUUCUCUGUUUCUGCUCAGCAGAACUCCAAGGUUACUGUUCUGGGAGCUGCUGGUGGCAUUGGCCAACCUCUAUCUCUACUUCUCAAGCUCAAUCCUAGAGUUAGCGAGUUGGCCUUGUACGAUAUCCGGGGUGGACCAGGUGUUGCUGCCGAUAUUUCUCAUGUUAACACAAAAAGCAAAGUUACCGGCUAUGACGCGGUCCCCGAACAAUUAAAGGCUGCACUCGAGGGUGCCGAUAUUGUCCUUAUCCCUGCUGGUGUUCCCCGCAAGCCCGGAAUGACCCGUGACGAUCUUUUCAAAACCAAUGCCUCCAUCGUUCGUGACCUGGCCAAGGCCGCUGCCAACCAUGCGCCUAAUGCUAAGCUCCUUAUCAUCUCCAACCCCGUCAACUCUACCGUCCCUAUCACUGCAGAAGUCUUUAAGUCCAAGGGUGUCUACAACCCCAAGCGCCUCUUUGGUGUUACCACUUUGGAUGUUGUCCGCGCUUCGAAAUUCAUCUCUGAGAUCCAGGGAACCGAUCCCGCCAAUGAAGAGGUCACCGUUAUCGGUGGCCACUCCGGCGUCACCAUCGUUCCUCUCCUAUCCCAGUCAAACCACCCCUCUAUUGACGGCGAGACCAGAGAGGCCCUCGUGAAACGUAUCCAGUUUGGUGGUGACGAGGUUGUCGAGGCUAAGGGUGGUGCCGGUUCUGCUACCCUCUCUAUGGCUUUCGCUGGGAGCCGGAUGGCGGAUUCCCUUCUACGUGCUUCAUAUGGUGAAACCGGGAUCUUUGAGCCUGCCUUUGUCCAGAGCCCGCUCUACAAGGACGAUGGCUGUGAAUUCUUCUCCUCCAGGAUUGAGUUGGGUCCGGAGGGUGUUAAGGAGAUCCACCCUGUCGGAAAGGUCAGCAAGUAUGAGGAGGGACUGAUUGCAACUGCCCUCAAGGACCUUGCGACCAAUAUCAAGAAGGCAUGGCACCUGGUACCCCAUUCAUUCAUGCCAUUACUAACCCCCAUCUAGGGCCAGGAAUUUGUUAAGGCAAACCCAUAAGUAGGCAAUGGCUGGAUUCCUUGAAGGGAGUUACACGGUUUGUUUCGUACGUCGUGAUUUACAUGUGUUUUCUUUAGUGUCCGUAGACCGCGGGGAUAUGUGUUAAAUGUCUCAUACCCUUGAA
Molecule: messenger RNA, 1298 nt
Organism: Tuber melanosporum (Perigord truffle)
Lineage: Eukaryota; Fungi; Ascomycota; Pezizomycetes; Pezizales; Tuberaceae
Exons: 5
Coding region: 101-1144 (347 amino acids)
Biological process (GO): tricarboxylic acid cycle; malate metabolic process
Cellular component (GO): cytoplasm; mitochondrion
Molecular function (GO): L-malate dehydrogenase (NAD+) activity
Source: RefSeq, a predicted model, not a curated record